AUGGACGAGCAAGUCUCAACCUUCAUGGCCUUCACCUCGGGCACUACCGAGCAGGCCCAGCGCUUUCUCCAACUCACAGACGGCAAUGUCGAGCAAGCGGUAGAGCUCUUCUUCAGCAAUCCAGAUCUCGGUGCUUCGGGCGCCGCACCAGCAGCACAACCUCCCCCAGCGCCCUCAAACCGCGGCGCGCCCAUCACUAUCGAUGAUGAUGAUGACGAGAUCGCGGACUUUGACGACGAUGAUGUGGAAGAGACGGGGAGCAGACCGGUCCAGCAGAGCAGCGCAACAAUGGAGGACGACGAGGCCAUGGCUCGGCAGUUACAGGAAGAGAUGUACGGUGGCGCUGGCGGCAGUAGAGUGCCGGGAGCAUACGACGAGGAUGGCGUGCGUCCACCCAUGGCUAGGACUACGGAGACACUGGUCGGACCUGGCAGCUCAGACUGGCGCUCGGAUCCAGGUCAGAUGCACGCUGCGAUAGCAGAGCAGAUGUUCAACCGCCAGCAUCGUGGUGGCCGUGGAGCACACCCUGGAAUCUUCAACCAGCGUGACGAGCGAUCGAUCUGGAAUGAUGAAGAUCCUAACAACCCAGAGGCGCAUAGGCAGGCGCUCUCGCGAGCUACAGGCGGCGCUUCAGACCAGUCGGCCAAGGCUAACCACCUUGCUGACCUGUUCCGCCCGCCAUACGAGCUCAUCAACAACAUGCCAUGGGAUGCAGCACGAGACUUGGGCAAGGAGGACGAGAAGUGGAUCCUGGUCAACGUGCAGGACCCUUCCAUCUUCGACUGCCAAGUCCUGAACCGCGACAUAUGGAAGAACGAAUCCAUCCGUGAUACCAUCAAGGAGCAUUUCAUCUUCAUGCAGUUCCAGAAGAAUGAUGCGCGAGGUCAGGAGUACGUCAAUUACUACAUGGGUGCUGUGCGUGACUUGGAUGAUGCGUACCCUCACAUCGCCAUCGUCGACCCACGAACAGGAGAACAGGUAAAGGUCUGGUCUGGUUCGCCUGCACCAAAGCCGGCCGACUUCCUGAUGGAUCUACACGAGUUUCUGGACCGCUAUAGCCUGAAGAUGGAGAAGAAGAACCCAGUUCAGAAACAGCGCAAAGAGUCUAAGAAGGACGUUGCGCAGAUGAGUGAGGAGGAAAUGCUGGAGAUGGCGAUGCAGAACAGCCUUGCCAAUGGCUCCUCCGCUGGUUUGAAGGACCAAGACCCAGACGCUCUCACCAAAUCGAUCGAGAACCUUGGUGGCAAGGGCAAGGCACCUGUUGGAGCGGAGUCCGCCAUGGACGUUGACGAGACAGCCGCGAACGGCAGCGCACCAAAGGAUACGCCAUUCUCUCGCAUCUCCGCAACCAACCCACACGAGGAACCAGCUUCGACUGCACCAACCGAGACGACACGCAUCCAGUUCCGAUAUUCUGGCGGCCGUGUCGUCCGUCGCUUCCUUCUCACGGACCCUGUGCGUCGGAUCUACGAGUGGCUGAAGGCUGCGCCAUUUGAGGACAAGGAGGGAGCUUCGUUUGAGCUCAUCUCCAUGGGUAAGAAUUUGAUCGAGAUGCUGGAUGCUACGGUCGAGGAGGCAGGGCUGAAGAUGGGCACUGUGAUGGUGGAGUUUAUUGAGGAUUAG
Molecule: messenger RNA, 1623 nt
Organism: Lecanosticta acicola
Lineage: Eukaryota; Fungi; Ascomycota; Dothideomycetes; Mycosphaerellales; Mycosphaerellaceae
Source: the annotation of a GenBank genome assembly